This is a messenger RNA of Aspergillus steynii IBT 23096, 1774 nucleotides long. RefSeq names its product allergen Asp F4 (gene aspf4). The record is from RefSeq and is a predicted model, not a curated record. Gene Ontology annotation, molecular function: IgE binding. The transcript has a single exon. Gene Ontology annotation, cellular component: extracellular region. The coding region runs from base 320 to 1342 and encodes 340 amino acids. NCBI's taxonomy places the organism in Eukaryota, Fungi, Ascomycota, Eurotiomycetes, Eurotiales, Aspergillaceae.
GUCUCGCACGGAGAAGUCCCUAUUAUUACGCCGCUGUUCCCCCCGGCCCUUCUCGCUGCCCUUUUCUUCUCCCUCUCUUCCUCUUUCUCUCCUGCAUCCUUCCCUACUUUCCCUCAGGGUUCGCACUUCUCUCAUUCAAUUGCGGAGCAUCUUCCUGCUCAAGUCAUUCAUUCAACUCUGCAACAAGACAUUCAUUGCUUGAUUUUAUUCUCGCGUUCCCGAGGGUCGUUUCCUGUUGAUCUUUCUUCAAUACACCGCGUGAUACCCCCGCCUUUGACGUUUCUAUCUGAUACAAAUAUCCCAUCCUUCUCCAUCCACAAUGCAGCUCAAGGAUUCGAUUCUCCUCCUCUCGGCUCUGUCCGCCGGCACUGCCGCUGCCCGUCUGCACGGCCACGAGCGUCGCCAUGCUCACCCCGUCGAGAAGCGCGAUGUCGGUGACAUCGUCAAGAUCGAGAUGGACGGCAAGAUGGUCUCCUGGACCAACGAGUGGUCCGGUGCUGCCGCUACCCCCGCCGCCGAGUCUGCUCCCACCCCGGCCUUCCAGGCCGAGGGCGGUGCCACCCAGGUCGUGACCGUCGCUGCCGUCCCCACCGCCAGCCAGUCUUCUUCUCCUAGCCAGUCGUCCUCUCCCUCUUCUGCUCCCGCCGACGGCAGCUGCCAGAACUGGUACGACAACCCCUCCGGCGAGUUCUCGCGCGACGGCUUCGGCUCCAGCACCAUCGACAACGACCAGGACUACGUCUUCUACAAGGGCAACGUCGGCAGCCCCUGGGGCAGCAACAUCAAGGAGGUGUCCGAGUCCAACGCUUGCAACUACCGCUACGUGAUUGCCGUUCACGGUAGCGAGAAGGACCCCUGGACCAUCGUCUUCUGGAACAAGAUCGGUCCCGACGGUGGCAUCAACGGAUGGUACAGCGGCAACUCCGCCAUCACCCUGACCGUUGACGCCGGCGAGACCAAGUACGUUGCCUUCGACAGCGACUCCCAGGGUAGCUGGGGUGCCGCCAAGGGUACCAAGCUCCCCACCGACAACAUGGGCGGAUACUCCUGCACCUGGGGUGAAUUCGACUUCGGCAACAGCAAGAACAGCCGUGAUCUUCCCGACGGCCACACCUGGUCCGGCUGGGACGUUUCCGCCAUCCAGGCCCAGAACGCCAACCAGGAUGUCCAGGGUAUGAAGAUCUGCCAGCACUCCGACCGCGGCUGCUCCAGCAUCAGCAACCUGGCCAAGAACGUGGUCAACGCCUACACCGCUGCCGAGGAGGGUGUUGACGGCAUUGGUGGUAACUACAAGGGCAACGACGGUGUUCGUCUGCACGUCACCAUUGACUUUGACGAGUAAACGUUUUCCCAAACGUCUUUUCAUUUCUUUUGAUACUUUUUUUUUUCUUUAUACCUAUUUCCAGUUUUUUCUUUAUUACAUUUUGAAAUAAAUAUUUCUUUUGAGUCUUAUAUUGUAUUUGAUUUUAUCGCUUUCAUUUUCUCAUUUCUUUGACUCUUGAAACAUAAAAAUUGGUCAAGAGAUUGGAAGGGAGUUGGCGUAACGAGCUCUAAAACAAAGGAUGCUUUGAUCUGAUUCUGGAGAACAUAAACAUGCAUCUACAUUUGCACAUACAGAGUACAUGCCAAACUACCUGCAAAUGCUGUCAUCUCAUUUAUCACCCUCGCAGGUGCAAUGCCAGACCAGACCAGGGUUUUGUUACAGCGGCAACCAUCUAGUCCAAUCCACAGGAUUUACGGAUAUGUACAUAAUAUUAGUCUCAACGAGUGUUUU